CCCCCUUUACGCAACGUUUUGCACAGGCGUGGUGAUAUAACAGAAAGGGUUAGCCGCCACGCCACCACGUUGCAGGCUGCAAGAGAACGACCGCUGAGCCCGUCACGCCCAUAGCCACGCGCCACGAUGUCCGAAAAAGUUCCCGACACCCCUGUGGAAGUCCUUGUGGCUCUCCUGACCAGAGCGAAGGAGGUGGCCGAGGCGAGCGGCGAGGUGCCCGAGGAGGUGACCCGUAAGCUGCAGAAGGCUCUGGACAUCGCCAGCGGCCUGGAUGACUACCUGCAGAGAAUGAGCACUCAGGAAAGUGAACCUCUGGCAGAGCUCUACAAGAAAACGAUCUCCCAUGACUGGGAUCAGGUGCACAAGGAGGGCAAAACUCUAUUCCGCCUUCCUAAGGAGUGCAUCACUGGACAUGUGGAAGGCCAGACCUUGAAGAUGCUGGUCCACAUGAGUCAAGCGAAGCGGGUUCUGGAGAUCGGGAUGUUCACCGGCUACGGCGCGCUGUCGAUGGCUGAAGGUCUCCCCGAGGACGGACGCUUAGUCGCCUGCGAGCUGGAGCCGUACCUCAAAGACUUUGCUCAGCCCAUCUUUGACAAGUCUCCACACGGCAGGAAGAUCACAGUCAGGACUGGGUCCGCCAUAGACACCCUGAAGGAACUGGCUGCUGCAGGUGAGCAGUUCGACAUGGUCUUCAUUGAUGCUGACAAGGAUAAUUACAUCAAUUACUACAACUUCAUCCUGGACAACAGUCUGCUGAAAUUGCGCGGCGUGAUAUGUGUCGAUAACUCGCUGUUCAAAGCCAAGGUUUAUCUGAGAGACACAACGGACAGCAAUGGACUGGCGCUCCGAAAAUUCAACCAGUUUGUCUGUGACGACCCGCGUGUUGAGCAGGUCAUUAUCCCUCUGAGAGACGGCAUCAGCGUUAUCCGCCGGGUCUCUGCGGCCUCCGAGUGUGCAAGGACACAGAGUGAAGUAACCGACGACGAGGUUUUCCGCGGAGUCAAGGGUCUCCCCAUUCUCGAUCGGCUGCGUCUCGAUGGGAAGGUGGCCUACGUGACGGGCGCUGGGCAGGGCAUAGGCCGCGCCUUCGCCCACGCCCUGGGGGAGGCCGGCGCCAAGGUGGCCGUGGUCGACCGGGACCAAGAUAAAGCCGAGGUGGUGGCUAAAGAGCUCUUCCUCAAAGGCACCAACGCCAUCUCGAUCACCGCUGACAUCAGCAGGUCGGAAGACGUUCAGAGGAUGAUUGACAGCAUUGUCUCUAAAUGGGGGUCAAUCGACGUCGCCUGCAACAACGCCGGCAUCAACAUGAACUCUGCCAGUGAAGACACCAGCCUGGAGGAGUGGGACCAAACCUUCAACGUCAACCUGAGGGGGACGUUCAUGUGCUGUCAGGCAGCAGGUCGAGUGAUGUUGAAGCAAGGAUACGGCAAGAUUAUCAACACAGCCUCUAUGGCCAGUCUAAUAGUGCCCCAUCCACAGAAGCAGCUUUCCUACAACACGUCCAAGGCGGGGGUGGUCAAACUGACUCAGACUCUGGGCGCUGAAUGGAUCGACAGAGGAGUGCGUGUCAACUGCAUCUCACCGGGGAUUGUUGACACCCCUCUCAUCCACUCGGAGAGUCUGAGGCCUCUGGUGCAGCGCUGGCUGUCAGAUAUCCCUGCUGGUAGACUGGCUCAAGUGACAGACCUGCAAGCCGCAGUGGUCUACUUGGCAUCUGAAGCCUCCGACUACAUGACGGGGCAUAACUUAGUCAUAGAGGGUGGGCAAAGUCUGUGGUAGACGGGGGGAAAAUAGAGAGAUGAGAACUUUUCUUCUUUUUCUAUUCUUCUUUCCACUGUCUCCCUUUUGAAAGGUUCUCAUCAGUCUGAGCUGCUUUGUAACUGCUGCUGUGUACAGGAGCAAAGCCCCUUCUGUUAAUCGCGUUUGAAUUGUGCCAUGAUUCUGAUGUAUGACGGGUUUUUCCAAGUCAUAAACAUCAUACAUUUGUCGUAGCAUCAUUUAGAUUCAUUUAGUUUUGUGUGUAACCAAUAAGUAAAUCUGUCUCAUCUCAGCGCACUGUUAUUUGUGACAAAAAUGCAGAAGGGAUCAAAUAAUGAUUUGUCCUCCAAAACCAUGUCCCAUGUUGAUCCAACGCAGCGCAGGUAUCUUCACCUCUAUUGGUGCAUUUUUCUGUCACGGGUGUCAUGGCCUGAACAUUUGAUUGUAUGGAAAAAGAUGCAUGAAUCAUCUAAGGAUAAGUAGAAAAAAAGAGGUCACCCAAUAAAAAUCACUGGUGUCCUUA
Pungitius pungitius (ninespine stickleback) is the source of this 2281-nucleotide messenger RNA. RefSeq lists its product as uncharacterized. NCBI's taxonomy places the organism in Eukaryota, Metazoa, Chordata, Actinopteri, Perciformes, Gasterosteidae. The transcript is spliced from 11 exons. The coding region runs from base 127 to 1779 and encodes 550 amino acids. Gene Ontology annotation, molecular function: oxidoreductase activity, acting on the CH-OH group of donors, NAD or NADP as acceptor; O-methyltransferase activity. The record is from RefSeq and is a predicted model, not a curated record.